This is a messenger RNA of Talaromyces stipitatus ATCC 10500, 1853 nucleotides long. Its product is annotated as monooxygenase, putative. Lineage: Eukaryota; Fungi; Ascomycota; Eurotiomycetes; Eurotiales; Trichocomaceae. The record is from RefSeq and is a predicted model, not a curated record. The transcript is spliced from 10 exons. Bases 147 to 1853 code for a protein of 568 amino acids. Gene Ontology annotation, molecular function: flavin adenine dinucleotide binding; N,N-dimethylaniline monooxygenase activity; NADP binding.
GAGAUUGACCAGUGAACACCAAGUAUUUACUCAUUCUAUAAGGGGGGCCUUCAUGGCUCCUCCAGCGCAAGUUGUUUUGAGUUCUAUCACAAAUUUUCCAAGUUACCAUCACCUUCUUGGCUAUACAAAAACCAUUCAUAGUAGAGAUGGGCAGCAUUGACCUUCAGCCUACAAGGGUUGCGCCCUCUAACCCCCAGGCAUACGUUGUGCCAGAGGUUCCACUAGGCACGAAGCGGCCUAUGAGGGUAGUCUGCAUUGGUGCUGGUGCAACUGGACUUAAUCUUGCUUAUCAAAUCCCGAGGCACCUUUCGAAUAUUGACUUUCAAAUCUAUGAGAAGAAUGAAGCAAUUGGGGGAACUUGGCUGGAGAACCGUUACCCUGGUGUCGCCUGUGAUAUUCCUUCGCACCUGUACCAGUUCCUCUGGGCUCUUAACCCUAAUUGGAGCGAAUUCUAUUCGUCGGGACGAGAGAUUUUACAAUAUCUCAAAGAUGUCGCCAAGAAAUUUGAUCUUGAGCGUUUUGUUAAACUUGACCAUAAGGUCACUGAGGCACAAUGGGAUGAAGACACGGGCACCUGGAAGCUAAAGAUUCAAAAUAUGGUGACUGGUGAAGAGAUUCGGGACUCGUGUCACUUUCUUGUGAAUGGAUCUGGGUUUUUAAACCACUGGGAAUGGCCUGAAAUUCCCGGUCUCAAGGAUUUCAAGGGCCCCGUCCUGCACUCGGCUAGCUGGGAUCCAAAUGUUGACUGCAAAGGGAAGAGGGUAGCGGUGAUUGGUAAUGGAUCUUCAGGCAUCCAACUAGUGACAGCCCUGCAGCCAGAGGCUGAACAAUUGACAACAUUCAUCAGAGCGCCAACUUGGAUUUCGACUUCCUACGCGCAGGAGUGGGCGGGUCCAAAUGGAGUCAACUUCAAGUAUUCGGAUGAGCAGAUAGCCAAGUUCGAAGGGGAUGCCGCUGAGUUCUUGGCCUAUCGUAAAGCUAUGGAGAAUGAUAUGAACUCUCACUUUGUUUUGGCAAUCGCGGAUUCGCCGCAGCAGGCCAUAGCAAAGACCUACCUAGCCGAGUUAAUGCGUCAACGAUUAGGCCCGGACUUCGCCUUAACGGAAAAGUUGAUUCCUGAGUUUGGCUUCGGGUGUCGCCGUCCGACGCCUGGCUCCGGAUACUUGGAAGCUCUGAGCCAGAAAAAUGUCCGAGUUGUUAUGGACCCUAUCGACAAGAUUGUUGAAGACGGCAUUCGAACCAAAUCAGGGGAACUUAUUCCUCUGGAUAUCGUCGUCUGUGCAACUGGAUUCAACGUGUCAUGGCUGCCACGAUUUCCUAUUAUUGGGCGAGGCGGUAUUGACAUGCGGGAUCAGUGGAGCAAGCGACCCUUGAGCUACCUGUCUUUUGGUGUUGCAAACUUCCCAAACUACGCGCUCUUCAUGGGACCCAACUCUCCGCUCUCGCACGGAUCUGCUAUGCCUUCCAUUGAGCACAUAGCGAAAUACGUAAUUCGACUUAUCCAUAAGAUGCAGACACAGAACUACAAGGCAGUUGAGCCAACGGAGCAAGCCGUGAACGAGUUUAUCAACCAUGCCGAUUUAUUCCUGCAGCGCACGGUCUGGGCUACGAAAUGUCGAUCGUGGCUCAAAGGAGGCAAAGAAGUUGGAGUACCCCUUGUUCACCCAGGUAGCAGAUUACAUUGGUUUCACAUGCUUUUGGAGCCGCGCUGGGAGGACUGGAAAUGGACCUCUCUGCACUGCAACCGCUUUUCAUACCUUGGCAACGGCUUUUCUACUAUGGAGGAAGAGGGCAAGGACAAGUCGUGGUACUUGAAUGAUCCGGACAUUGGCUAUGAAGCAGUAGUGAACUGA